Anoplophora glabripennis (Asian longhorned beetle) is the source of this 2760-nucleotide messenger RNA. Its product is annotated as max-binding protein MNT-like. Lineage: Eukaryota; Metazoa; Arthropoda; Insecta; Coleoptera; Cerambycidae. Gene Ontology annotation, molecular function: DNA-binding transcription factor activity, RNA polymerase II-specific; protein dimerization activity; RNA polymerase II cis-regulatory region sequence-specific DNA binding. The transcript is spliced from 5 exons. Bases 473 to 1672 code for a protein of 399 amino acids. Gene Ontology annotation, biological process: regulation of transcription by RNA polymerase II. The record is from RefSeq and is a predicted model, not a curated record.
CAGCUCAUAUGUUCCGCCUGCGUCGUGCUCUAGAGUGCCAUGUUUUUCGGGGCGGGUGACGGCUUGUAGACUGCGGAAACUGCUCGCCCCCCGAGUGGGACCUUCCGGCGGCGGACGUCGUGUCCGAAGGGUGUCCUGCACGGCCCCCACGCCCGCGCUGACGACUGCGAGACCGAUCUCGCGCACCAUUGGUCGAUAGAGCCCAAGGCGCACGUGAUGCUCCCGUAGAAAGCUGAGGACGGCGUUCAGGAGACACGGACGUGCGAUCUGUCGUCGAAAACUCGGGGAAAAAAGCGGCGAGUCGAGGCUGCUUUUAUCGUUGGAGGCGUCCGGGUGGGUCGUGGAAGUGAAUGACGGAUACCUGGUGACAAGUGAAAGUCCAGACGGCGCAGAAACCGUCCCCGAGGCGCUGCCGAGACCUAGGAACCCUCUCAGGUAGAAAACAAUCAAACUGACCGACCAAGCAAUCAAAAUGAGCUCCCUCAACACGCUGCUGGAGGCAGCGAGGUUCCUGGAGCUGCAGGAGCAACAGCAGCAGCACCAGGCCACCGUGGAUGCGGCCCUGGCCACCAUGAAACCCAUAUCGACGGUGGCGGUGUCGCCGGCGGUGCCCCAGGUGGUGGCCGCCACCCACGGCACCGCCGCUAAGGUCGUAACGACCUCUCCCCAGGCGGUGGUCAUCUCUUCCAACAGCAUCACCUCCACCAUCCUCCAGGGGCAGGCGCCCAUCGCGUUUCCGUCAGUCACACAGGCGCAGGUUGUGAAAAAGAUCGACCAGGAUGGCCAGGUGACCAGCACGACAGUGGCCCAGCAGGUGCCUCGCCACCGCAUCCUGCACAACAGUUUUGACAUCAUGAACCCGCUAAUCAUAGACGAGACGAACGGCACGGAAACGAAACGGAAGCAGCCCCCUUUGGUGUUUAGGGCUGGCACAAGGGAAGUACACAACAAGCUGGAGAAGCACAGGAGGGCCCACCUGAAGGAGUGCUUCGACAUACUGAAGAAGCAGCUGCCCUCCACCCAGGACGAGAAGAAGACGUCCAACCUGAGCAUCCUCCAUUCCGCCUUGCGCUACAUCCAGACGCUCAAGAGGAAAGAACGAGAACUGGAACACGAGAUGGAGAGGUUGGCCCGCGAAAAGAUCAGCGCCCAGCAGCGCUUGGCCGUGCUGAAGAAGGAGAUCUCGUCCCAUUACGACAACGUCGACUUCUCGAAACUCCUGCCGGACGUCGUACCGUCCAUGCAGAACGGAGGCGGUACCAGCAACUCCUUUUCGGAAGCAGUGACCACGGUCAUCGACUCGAGGUGCGAACCGGUAACCACCAGCAGCUGUUCGGGUCAGCAGAACGGAGGCGGGGAAAAAGUGGCCAUCCCCAUCCUGGCUAAGGCGGCCAUUCCCGUCGUCACGCAGACGAUGGCCCCCAUGAAAGAGGUAUCCCAGCCGGUACAGACCACAGCGCUGUCCGUUCUUCCCAUGACGUACCCCGUCAACCAGGGCCUGGUGCUGCAAAAGGUCGCGAUCGUCCCCAAGGGCCUCGACGGGCUGGCCCCACUCGUGUCCACGCACUUCAUCACGGCCCCCCAGCAGAUCAACGGCAAGGUGGUGCCGCUCACCCAGUACCUGGUCAAGCCCGUGGUGGUGGUCAGCACCGCUUCGCCCCGCCCGAGCUAGUGGGGAUGAACCGAACACAAAAGAACCCGAUUAAGGCGCAAAUGUAAUACUUUAAGCGCAAAUAUACAAGUUUUCCGCUCUUCUGUGCGCAAAGGUAUGCAAUGCCGCGCGCGCGGUCCUCUGACUGAACUGAGAGUAUCUAGUUUCCGAGAUUAGGAAGCGCGUGCUCGUCGGGUACGCCUAGUAUUAACUGAAAGAGAGUAGACGGUGUGACUGUAUAAGGUUCAGUUCGCUGCCGAGUUUAUUUUUGUAAGGUUUGAGUAUCGCGGAGGGCUCCGGAGUCGAGGGGAACCCCGCCCAUUCAAUUCGUCAACGCUCGGACGCGCCAAAAGUAACAUUCCACUGUGUAGCGACCAAUGGGUAUCUGAGUCAAAGUAGGCCUGUCCCUCGGGACGGCGUAGAAUCUGUGAUAAACGAAUCAAACAAACAAAAAGUUACAUCAAUAGGCUAUGAAAGUGCCUUCAAACGCUUUUAACCAAAUUUUGGGCUUGCGGCGGCGGCGAUUCUCCUCGACUCUCGAGCGGUACAGUGGUCGCUAGCUCGACUGUCCAUAUUAAGGCGUCGGGUGUAAUUUUCCGGGCAUUUCUUUCAGACACCCCGUACAACCAACAAAAUUAAGUGAUAAAUACGAUUUUAGUUCUUUCAACGCUGUUGAAUCGCAAUAUUUCUGUGUACCUCGUAGGUACGGGUUGUCUGAGAAAAAAGGCCCGUGUACAAAUCAUUGAACUUUGCUUUCCCACACUCGUGACAAUAUAAUUUUUUUUUAACGUUUUAAGUUUUUAAACCGAGAUUCGUGUUUUGGUAAUUUAAACAGCUACUCUUGCAGUUUAUUAAUUUAUUAAUUAUAGGGUCAUUCUUACCCAAUAUUUUAGAUCUCCUAUUAAUUUUUAUAUUGAUUUAUUUUUUAUCAAUUGUAAAUAAGUUAUUAUAGAUAAGGAAGGUGUGCGUUAAAAACUUGUACAUAUUUAUUUUAAGAUGUAAAUAAGAAUUUAUCAACUAAAAUUAUCCUUAAAAUAGUUUUCUGUUCUAUCUGUAAAUAAAUACAUAAAUAUAUACCCAUAUUAUUUUGGGCCAAAUAAUGUAUUAAA